Molecule: messenger RNA, 3035 nt
Organism: Vespa velutina
Lineage: Eukaryota; Metazoa; Arthropoda; Insecta; Hymenoptera; Vespidae
Gene: Slbp
Product: histone RNA hairpin-binding protein
Exons: 4
Coding region: 403-1077 (224 amino acids)
Biological process (GO): mRNA transport; mRNA 3'-end processing by stem-loop binding and cleavage
Cellular component (GO): cytoplasm; histone pre-mRNA 3'end processing complex
Molecular function (GO): mRNA binding; histone pre-mRNA stem-loop binding
Source: RefSeq, a predicted model, not a curated record
AUUUGCAUCCAUUUUUAAAAAUUAGUUUGCUAUUGUAAGAUAGCAUGAAAACAUACCCUCUAUCUUCAAAACGACGAAUAAAAUUAAAAAAGGAUAUAAAGUAAAUUUUUAAUUUGAAAUAAUCAAUUUCAAACAAAAAUAUUAAAAAGUCCUAAAGUGGUUAUAUUUCAAUGGAUGCCUACCGAUUUCUUUAUAUACCUAAUAUAGGUUAAUGCGUCAGAAAUAAAUGCUUCGUUACAAUUCGAGCUCUUUCAUUUUUGUAAUUGGUGAAAUCGUAAACAAUUAAAGAAACAAAAAAUAUAUACAUAUAUAUAUAUAUAUAUAUAUAUAUAUAUAUCUUCGAAAAAUCGUAUAAUUAUAUUUAAAAGAAAUCAAAUCAAUACAUGUAAAUACAAACAUACAAUGAGUUCUGAUAAUGAAGAAUUAAUGUUGACAAACGAAGAAGAUGAUCUUUUUGAUGAAAUAUUAUGCAUGAGUACAAAUAUAAAAACGCAUGCACAAUCGAAGAAGCAUGUCAAAAUAGAGGAUAAAUCGACAAAUAAAAAUAAUUGUACAAAUGAAUCAGAAGCAAAAGAAUUGAAAAUUCACAAUGCGUCGCAAAUUAAAAAAAAUGAUAAUAGCGGAGAAUGUCCCAAAUAUAAAAGUAUCGAACAAUCUGAUAAAUUUGACGACAAUGUACCAUCGAUUCAUUCAAAUGUAAACAAAAGGCCAAGAGAUACAACAUUGGAUACACGAAAUCCUAAAAUAUCAUGCCUUAAACAUCGCGAUGAUUCAAGUUCUACAACUAAUAGUACAAAAAUAUAUCCAGUAGAAAGCAAUAAAAAACGUGUAGAAUAUGAAACCGAUCCUGCAAUACUUGCACGGAGACAAAAAGAAAUAGAUUAUGGAAAAAAUACUAUUGGAUAUGAUAGAUACAUUCAAACCGUUCCUAAAGAGCAACGUACAAGAGAUCAUCCAAGAACUCCUCCAAAAUACAUUAAAUAUAGCAGAAGAGGAUGGGACGGAAUGAUUAAAUUAUGGAGGAAACAGCUUCAUUAUUGGGAUCCUCCGCAAGAAAAUGAAAGUACUGAACAAUGAUAGUUAAAUAAAGUUGGUCAUUUUUAUAAGAAUACAAUAGAAAUAAGGUAUUGAAAUAUAAUUAAAACAGUAUUAUGUUAUGAUAAAUUAUGAAAACUAUAUACAAAAGUGUUCAUAAAUAUUAUCAUUUUAAUUUCACUUCAAGUUUCUUAAGUAUAGCAUCUAGUUUUUGAUUAAUAUUCUGUUCAAUUUCAUUUAAUCUGUGCAUAGUUCUUUUUUCCAUUUCAUGAAAUUUAUUAUUAAUAUAUGUUUCAAUGUUUGUAAUUUCUACAUUUUUACAAUCAUCUUUGCAAUUAAGAUCCACUUUUUUGGUCUCUUCGGUUACAUUUUUAUUAUUAUUUUGUAUUUGUAAAGUAUUGGAAAUGAUAAGGUUUUUUAAAGGUAUAAUUUCAUCAUUUACAGGAUUCUUUUCUUGUUUAAAAGAUUCUAACAUUAUAUUAGCUAAAAUUUCUUUUUGCUGUGUUGAACCAUUUAAGUUAUUCAGAAAAUUUGUUAUUGUAUAAUCAAGUAUCUCUGAUUUAUUUUCUUUAACAGAUUCUGUCAAUAUAAGUUUUAUACCGAAUAUCCAUAACAUGGGUUCUGCAUUUUUUAUUUUCGUAAACUGAAAGACAAAGAAUAAGAAGCUGCAAUUUAGUAAGAAAACAAAGAUUCUUAUAAAAUAAAAUUAUAUAUUACUUUAAUACUGGCCUCAGUACUAGGAUGUUCUAAACUCAUUUCUGCUAAAUAUAUAGUACUUCCUAUAAACUCAUCUAUUUGUUCUGCAAAGACUGUAGUUGCAUAUUCUCCGUAUUGUUUAAAAAAUUCUAAGACGUACGCUUCAGAGAGAAUUAUAAUACGUGAUAUUUUUUGAUUAUUUGUUAAUUUUAUGUCCAAUGUACAUGGUUCUUUCACUUGUUCCGUCGAACGUAAAUAAAUACAUGUAUCCAAAGAAAUUAUAUCAUCUAAAUCUAUACUAUAACACAAAUUUUAAUUAGGCUUCAAUUUAUAUUUUUCUAACUUUCUUUUUCUCAAAAAAUAUAUUUAUUACCUCUCUGGAGCAAGUGAUAACGGUAUUGUUGUAAUAGUAUCUACAUAACAUUUCUUUCCGUCAAUCAUCCAAUUAGAUGAAACUUGUAUGAAGUCUUUUAUUGAAGACGUUGCGGUUAAUAUUUCACAAUUUUCUUCUAUUGUUGCCUCCAUUUCUACUCUAAAUUAUUUAAUAAAUAUGUAGAAUUUUCAUUAUAUUCUUUGUACAAAAAUUAAAACUGUAAAAAUAUAUAUUGGAUUGCAUGUUUAAUUUAAUUUUGUACAAAUAAUAUUAAAUAAUUAAUUAACAUAUAGGACAUUGUAAAAAUGAAAAGUUAUUACGACGCGACGAUGAUAACAACGAAUGAGAUACAUAACCUUUUUUGCACAAUACUACGAUAAUUCUUUUAUGGCUAAAGUUCGUAAUAUUUCCGACAAGAUGGUUUUAAUAUUACGCUCGUAUAUCAAGAUAUUUUCGAUACGAAUGAAGAAGAAUUGUUGCUCAAAAUUAUUUAUCAUCUUUCGAUCAAGGCAUGUGUGACUACAGCGACGUACAUGGACAAAAUAUGAACUAUGAAUACAAUAUGGAGGAAACAAUGUCUUCCAUCAUAUACCUAUAUUGUCAAUAUAUGGUGAUAAAAUACUACUAUUCGUACUGUCUACAUAGAUUAAACUGUCCUGUGAUUCUUCUUCUUCUUCUUCUUCCUUCUCAUAUUCAGAAGGUUCUAGAAAAGAAUUAUUUUCUAAUAAUUUGGUACUAUUAUAAGAUUCAUUUGACAAAUUAGUAUAAGAUCCUUCGUUAUUAAUUUUUUUAUAUUUAAUAUUGAUAAUUUCAGUGGAUGUAAUUCUAGGAAGUGACUUUUGUGUUCGUUCAGCAAACGAAUUUAGGAGGCAUAUGUCAUUUUUAACUUUGUUACUUUUAAUAUCAAAUAAAUCUAUACUAUCACAUGAUA